GCGGCGCACACCAAUAGUCGCCCGCUGCCUGUGAGGACACUCCGAAGGGCGAGAGGUGGGCUUGGCCUCUCGCGCCUAGUUUCCCGGUCUCUCCCCGAGUCUGGGUCUCUGGUCUGUCCCCAACGAGCGCCCCGAGGCGACAGAACCUCAAGAGUGUGGCUGUCUGACAGGUUUCCUCCAGUUAGAGGUGGCUCUUGAAGCUCUGCAGAAACAAGGGUGGCUUGUGAUUUCAAGACACGAUGGCUGCCAAAGUGGUUCCUAUGCCCCCAAAGCCAAAGCGAUCCUUUAUACUGAGGGUUCCUCCCAACUCCAAGCUGGGCCAGGACCUACUUCGAGAUGCUACUAGUGGGCCCAAGACCAUCCACCAGCUAGUUCUGGAGCACUUCCUCACCUUCUUGCCCAAGCCAAGCCUGGUCCAGCCCAGUCAGAAAGUCAAGGAGACCUUGGUUAUUAUGAAGGACGUGAGCCCAAACCUUCAGAAUAGAGUGCAACCUCGUCCCUUAGUGAAGCUUCUACCCAGAGAAGGAAUCCAGCAGAAACAGGAGACAGUGUCUCUGUGUUUGAAAGCUGAGCCUGAGGAGCUGGUAGUCUUUGAGGAUUUGAAUGUAUUUCACUCCCAAGAAGAAUGUGUUAGCCUGGAUCCUGUUCAGCAGCCCACCUCAGAGAUGGAAGAAGGCAAUAUUGGGGAGAUGAUGUUACUAGCAGUCAAUGACAGUAAUCCUGAGGGUGAAGAUCUUCAGAAGGAACCUGUAGAGAAUGAAGAUUGUAGAGAAAAGUCUUUAGAUUACGAUGAAGUGGAUUGUUCCGUGGUCUCUGAGCAACCCCCAGAUUGCCAAAAAGAGGAAAGACUAAAUACAUCCAUUCCAAAGGAAAGGAAAAUGAGAAAUCUUUUAGUUACUAUUGAAAAUGAUACUCCACUUGAGGAACUCUCAAAAUACGUGGAUAUCAGUGUGAUUGCACUUACCCGAAAUAGGAGAACAAGAAGAUGGUAUACUUGUCCACUGUGCGGAAAACAAUUUAACGAAAGUUCUUACCUUAUUUCCCACCAGAGGACUCACACUGGAGAAAAACCCUAUGACUGUAGUCAUUGUGGGAAAAGCUUCAAUCAUAAAACAAACCUUAAUAAACAUGAGCGAAUCCAUACAGGAGAGAAACCUUACUCUUGUUCUCAGUGUGGGAAGAACUUCCGUCAAAAUUCUCAUCGGAGUCGCCAUGAAGGAAUUCACAUAAGGGAGAAGAUAUUUAAGUGUCCAGAAUGUGGGAAAACCUUCCCAGAAAACAAAGAAUUUGUGAUUCAUCUGCAGAGUCAUAAGGCUGAGAGGCCAUAUGGUUGUAAAAAAUGUGGGAGAAGAUUUGGUCGUCUGUCAAACUGUACCCGGCAUGAAAAAACGCACUCAGCAUGUAAGACCCGAAAACAGAAGUGAGACCAGGAAAGGUCGGAUAGUCCUGCCUCAACUUGAAAUGUUCCAUAAGGAAUUCUGAAUUCCCAGGCUAUCUGAAACAAUACAGAUACCAAAACCUCACUAGAGCCAAAGAUGGGUAAAUACCCAUCUUGGCUGAAACCUCAAGUCUUUAGAAAAUUCACAGGGGAAAAAAAACCUCAAGGGCUAUACCUCAGUUAGCAACCAGGCUUUUUGGACUAAAGAGCUUUCUUUUGUGAACUUAUACAACUAUGUACAGGCCACAGAUCCCUUUUCCAAGAAAGGCUUUGAAAUAGGAGUCUGGAAGCUGCUUACCUUCAAGGUGAACAGAGUGUUCUGAAAGUACGUCUAUUUUUUCUCCCACAUAAGAGUUCACACUUGAGAAAUGAUGCACAUGUCCUUUUCUGGAACUGUGUUCCCCUGAAAGAACCAAACUACUGAUUUGUUAAGCCAACAGCUUCUAUACAGCAGUUCAUGUAACCCUCUAAGGACACCAGUAAGCUUGAGAGUUAAAAGGGAGUGUUUACUUUGGAAUAUAGGAAAAUACAGCAAUUGAAUGUCAAAGACUUACUCUUGUCAUUUGUAGGUGAUCAAAGAUCAGUUUCAAUAACAUUUGCAAUUAGUAGGGGAACGUAAAACUUAACAGAAAUCCAUUUCACAACAUGAUUGAAGUAUCUAACAUUCAUACUGUAUUUUGUUCAGCCAUUAAUUGCUCAAACAGCUCUCUCAUGCCUUUCCCUUGCCGAAAGAAAUUCGGGGUGCUCAGGCCUGGCCACCCAGCCCCACUCCUGGAAAAGCUCUUUGGAAUCUUGUCCCUCUGUUGAGCCAAGAAGAAAACCUGCUAGGAGGGGAGCCCCAAGAGCCUGAAGAGGAGGAGGAAGACAGGACGUUGGUUUGGAUCCAUGGCUGGUCAAUAACCUUAUUUACCGUGUGCUUCAUUCCCAUCUAAGUGGUCAUCAGACCUUUGGCAGUGGGUGGGCACUACCUCAUAAGCAAAGUGUUCUAGUUUUAGAAAUUAUGUCUCCAGUCGCUAGCUCACAUUACCCCUCAAGAGACAGGAUUCCAGUGUUGUCGUUGUAGUGGGUAUUUGUUCUCUUGACCUCCUGAUCCCAAGACUUCUGACAUCUGCCAGAGGCAAGGCCAGUGGUGCCUUCAUGGGACCGAUCCAGUGAUGGGAGAUUUUAAGGAUUCUUGAUCAGUUUUGCUCUUAGUUUUCCUAAGGUUUUACAUUGGUAUUUUGAUUGGAAUAGAUUAAUCCUAUAAACUAUUGGGGAAAAAUUACCUUUACAAAUUUGGUUUCCCAUCCAGAAACAUACUUUCCAUUGAUGGGAGUAUUGUAUCCUGAGUAAGUUUUUCUAAUUUUCUUCAUGUAAGUUCUACACAAUUUUGUUAUUGUAAGUAGUUUUUUUCCAUUAUAUUUUUCUAGUCGGUAUUGCUUUUACAUAGGAAAGUUAUUUUUACUUAUAUAUUUGCAAAAUUGGUGGCCACUUCUCUGAAUGUUCUUAAUUUUCAGUAAUUUCUCAGUUCUGUUAAAAUUUGUGGUUAAAAAUUAUACCAUCUACAAAUAAUAGUUUUGGUUCUUCCUUUCUGCCUGUUGCUCUUUUUCUGUUGUUGCUUUUUGGAUAUGUGGGUCUAAGCUUUGUUUUGGGACAAAAUACACCAAAAGAAGGACAUUUUAUGAUAUAAUUCUGUCCUGAGUCUUAGAGGGAAAAAGAAAAAA
This is a messenger RNA of Vicugna pacos (alpaca), 3141 nucleotides long. RefSeq names its product zinc finger protein 200 (gene ZNF200). Gene Ontology annotation, biological process: regulation of transcription by RNA polymerase II. Lineage: Eukaryota; Metazoa; Chordata; Mammalia; Artiodactyla; Camelidae. The record is from RefSeq and is a predicted model, not a curated record. Gene Ontology annotation, molecular function: RNA polymerase II cis-regulatory region sequence-specific DNA binding; DNA-binding transcription factor activity, RNA polymerase II-specific.